This is a messenger RNA of Salvia miltiorrhiza (redroot sage), 1272 nucleotides long. RefSeq lists its product as uncharacterized. The record is from RefSeq and is a predicted model, not a curated record. NCBI's taxonomy places the organism in Eukaryota, Viridiplantae, Streptophyta, Magnoliopsida, Lamiales, Lamiaceae. Gene Ontology annotation, molecular function: nucleic acid binding. Gene Ontology annotation, biological process: DNA integration. The transcript has 2 exons. The coding region runs from base 1 to 1272 and encodes 423 amino acids.
AUGGGCGUCAUGUAUACUGCAGGCCCCUUUGACAAGUGGGGCAUAGAUAUCGUUGGGAAGUUGCCCACGACACCAGGGGGCAAGUGUUUCCUCAUAGUGGCAGUGGAUUAUUUCUCCAAAUGGGUCGAGGCCGAGGCCGUGGGGAAGAUCGACGAGGUGACAGUGGAGCGAUUCAUUUGGCGGAACAUAUGUUGCAGAUUUGGCGUCCCAAGGAUCAUUGUGUCGGACAAUGGAACCCAGUUUACAGGGCAGAGAAUUGCGGAUUUCUGUGACAGAAUGGACAUCACCCAGCGUUUCGUGUCCGUAGCUCAUCCUCAAGCGAAUGGGCAAGUGGAGCUUGCAAACAGAUCAAUUUGCGAAGGCAUCAAAAAGCGGUUGAAUCAGAUCAGAGGGAAAUGGGUCGAGGAGUUGGAUACCGUCCUUUGGGCUUACCGAACUAGCCCAAAUACGGCAACAAGAGAGGCGUCUUUCACCCUGGUAUACGGAUCCAAUGCAGUGAUACCAGCGGAGGCUAGAUUGGAGUCAUAUCGCAUCACAACCUACGAUACAGAGCACAAUUCCGAACUUCAACGAACAGAGCUCGAUCUUGUGGAGGAACAGAGGGAAGAAGCUCAGAUCAUAGCAGCAAAGUACAAAAGCAUCAUCAAGGCUGGAUACGACAAGAGGGUCAUAGCACGGAAGCUAGCCAAGGGCGACCUAGUUCUCAAGAGAGCCGACGCACUGAAGCCAGUGGGCAAAUUUGAACCCAAUUGGGAGGGUCCCUUCAUCAUCACCGAGGUCCUGGGCAGUGGAGCGUACACUCUGUCGGAUCCAGAUGACAGAGCUCUCCCCAGACCGUGGAACAUCAAUACUUUGAAAAAGUUCUAUGUAGUGUUCCAGCUAGCAGCCAAGGGAAGCAGCAAGGGGAAGCAGCAAAGGAAGCAGCGAAGGGAUGGCCCAGAAGGAAUAAGAGAAAUCCUCAAGCAGGAAUCAGAGAAAUCCUCAAACAGGAGUCAGAGAAAUCCCCCAAAGGAGGAAUCAGCGAAAUCCCAGAAGGAAAGACCAGAGGAAUGCUCAGGGCAGUCACAGAGGGACGAACCAAAGACGUUCCCGGCAGAGGAAUCAGAAGAAUCACUCAAAGGGAUCAUUCAGAAGCAUCAAGCAGAAAGCACAGUUGGGGAAGCUACUCAAAGGAAAAGUCAAUCAAAGGAAUCAAAAAUACUUCAACAAAGAACAAAAAUUUCAUCCUACUUUACAAAAACAUACAUCACAGCUCAAGGUCCGGGAAUGUAA